This is a messenger RNA of Entrophospora sp. SA101, 441 nucleotides long. NCBI's taxonomy places the organism in Eukaryota, Fungi, Glomeromycota, Glomeromycetes, Entrophosporales, Entrophosporaceae. The record is from the annotation of a GenBank genome assembly.
AUGGCGGCAGUAGCGGCAGUAAUCACCACAUCAUUCGUACGUUCUCCUCCACCUUCACCAUCAUCGCAACCACAAUUGUCGCCAUCUACUACCGUACAAAAUGCUGCCACCAUAACCGCAACUGCUACCACAACUAUAAACUUUGGACCUGCUACUAGCGAUCAAAAAAAGAAUAUUGUUAAUGAUGUCUUGUUGUCGGAAUGUAUUAUGAAUACUGAUGAUAACGAUAAUGAUCAUAGUAAUAAUUUGCAAUCUGAUAGCGAUUCUGCAUCGGAAGUUGAUAGUUCAAAUUCGGUUCCUAUAACUCCAAUUGAUAUUUGUAAAAGCGAUGACCUAAUGUGGAGCAUAAUUUACGACGAGUUGGACAAGGCUGAUAAGAGAUCUGCGCAAGAUUCUUCUUCAUCUUUCACUUCUUCAAUCUUCAAUCCAUCAACAUCUAUU